CAGAGAGUAAAAACAAUCCUUGCGUCGCCUUUCGAAAAAAAUCACGACGUCAUCGUUCAGUGGCCCGUGAACAUCAACGCGUCACGCACUGGUAAGACGCAUGCAAAAGUUGAAUCAGCAAUCAUGGACAUCCAAAUCCUCACCUGCUGUGGCAUCUGCGCCCCCUCGGAAGAGGCAGAGCGCCAGCCGCUUCUUCCCCAGUAUGACGACGAAACGGCGAUGCAGGCCACCCUGCACCAAAAACUUCACACCUACCAGAUGCUGCGUGCCCUGUCCAAGGGCUACAUGCCGUCAAACGACCAGGCGAUAGUCAACCUCCGCACGCUCUUAGCCUCGGAGCUGCUCAACCCGCCGGCCGACGACGCCGACCUGAGCGACUCUGGCCGUGCCGUGCUGCACUAUGCCAAGCAGACCAUCAACCACCUCAUGGAGCUGCUGCAGCACAAGAACGCGGACGACCAGAUCCAGGAUUUUAUCUGGUACCUCUCGCAGGCGAGGAUGUCUGUCGACAUGGAGGACAUUGUCGAGCGGGCCGGUAGGGCGCAGGCGCGGGCGAACACGGCUGCUGCGUACAGCAGCCUAAAGACCGUGGGGUCGUUGCUGCUAACCAACUCGGACUUUCGCAUGUUCCUGUCCGACCUGGGAACCAUCGGCAAAGAGGUCUUUAGCGACACGGCAAUGAAGCUUUCGAGCGUGUCAAAGGACGUCGCCAAGCAGAUUGAACCUUCUGCCGAGGAGCAGCAGACCUUGAAGAAGGAGGCUGAACUUGAUGAGACGAAUGGCAAGCCGUCGGGGUCAGAGGAUAGCAAAUCUGAUGACAAACCCAGCAAAGAGAAUCUGGAGAGCGAGGUGGCAUCAGUGACUAAAGCUGUCGCCAAUGGAGCUACUGAAGUUGUUGGUGAAGCACAGCACAGUUUGGUUGAUCACCUGCAGGGCGAUGAGAAGGACGCCCUGCUGAAUCGUCUACGUAGGACAGUGGCAAAUCUCCGUCAGCGCAGAGAUUACUCGGAUUCCGUGUCGACGCUUUCCUUACUCCUAAAACGCUACGCUACAGUCUACUCUCACGUCUUUGAAGACACCCUUCGCGCUGCCGAUGAAGACGUCAGCGUCAACAGAGAGACCGACAAAGCACUGAGGAAUUUCUGGUCUCUGAUCCGGUCCUUUGGCGAGGCCAAGGAAUGGGAUGAGCUGGAAAAGCGCUUCAAGCUCGUAUAUGAGCAUGGACGCAGCGACCCCGAAUUCGACGAGCUGGUCCGCCAGAUUGGCAAUGCCGUGCAAGAGCUGCUCGCGGAUCCGACCUUUUUCGAACACGCCGAGGAGCGUUUCCAGACGCUCCGCAGCCAGUCGAAACAGCUUGCUACCCGAUCGGCCCUUCGCGACGACGUAGAUGCGCUUCUUGCGCAGCUCCAGUCGACCGUUCAGUCUGUUCUCCGCGAUGCCGACGUGUCACGACUCCUGACAACGGCAGGCAAGGUCCUGAAACUGCUUUCGCCCAAGAACCACUAUGUCAACACAGAUCUCAUCAACGACUGCGUCAAUGUCUUUGUUCCCAUGAUCGUGCAAGGUAUACAGUACGUGCCGAUCCCACGCCUCGAAGUCUCGACGCCGGAUAUAGAUCUCCUCCUCGAAAACUUGAUCCUCGAGCCAGGCAGGACCGUCAACGGGUCCUCCUUCUUGCCCUACAAGCUUCGUGUCGAGACGAAGAAUGAUCUCGAGAUUCGCAAGACCCGCCUAAACCGCACAGCAUCUGCCGUUCAGUCCAUCGUCACCAUCAAGCUCGACGGCCUCUCGAUUGCAGCCAAGGACGUCGGCUUCUGGCUCCGAGUACACUCUGGCCUGAUGCGAUUCUCGGACGAGGGCAUCGCGUCCUUCAGCCUCGACGAGCGCGGCAUCGACGUCCACAUUGAGGUGGAGGUCGGCAAGGAGAAGUUGGAAAAGAUCCUCACGCUGAGGUCGGUUCGGGUCGUUAUCCACCAGCUCGACUACACGUUGCGCAAGAGCAAGUUCGCGCUGGGCGCCUGGGUCAUGAAGCCGUUCAUCUUGCCCCUGAUGAAGAAGACGCUGGAGCUGCAGAUUGCCACAGCCAUCUCGGACUCACUCCAGGCUGCCAACCGUGAGCUCCUGUUUGCCCGCGAGCGGCUGCGCGCCACGAGGGUCGCGGAUCCAGACAGCCUCUGGACGUUUGUCAAGGCCGUCGGGGCCAGGCUGGUGCCGGAGGAUGAUCCGGACCUGGACGUCCGCGUCGGUGUGACGGAGCCCGGCAAGGGUGUGUUCAAGGGCGUGUACGCGCCGGGCAGUCUGGUCAAGCUGUGGAACGAGGAGGCUGCGCGGGCUAAAGACCGGAUCAGGGAGCAGAGUGGUGAUGGCUGGAGGAAUGAUAUUUUUGAUGUGCAGACUGUGCCCACAAUGGGCGACUCUCCGGGACUGCUUGGUUGA
Molecule: messenger RNA, 2436 nt
Organism: Pyricularia pennisetigena
Lineage: Eukaryota; Fungi; Ascomycota; Sordariomycetes; Magnaporthales; Pyriculariaceae
Exons: 4
Molecular function (GO): lipid binding
Source: RefSeq, a predicted model, not a curated record